CGUCCAUCUCAUGCGCGUCAUGGGAGCUCCCGGAGUGAUCCUCCUCGUCCCAGUUCGUCGCGUGAGCCCCCAAGACAGAGCCCUCGUCUCGAGAGAGAAGGAUUGCGCAUUCCAGGCGAUCGCGCACCUUGGAGGCCUCCUCGCGCAGUGGAUGGCGCUGGAAUUCUCCACCCAGAUGAUGGAUCGAAGCCUCCCAGAGAGUUUCAUCACCAGGGACGCGAGAAAACCCGGCGAAUGGAGAGAUCUCUAUACUUGAGAGUGUUGACCUGGUCAACUAUUCCGGAAAUAGUCAACGUGUAUGAAAGAGAAUCGAACGCUCGUUGGUUUUAUUUCUUUUGCUUGGUCGUCCUAAUAGAAACGCGGCCGUGGUUUCGAAGGUGGAUGGAUCGCGGAAUUCGGUCGGCGCCACGGAUCGGGAGCGCGAUCUGGAGCUGUGAGUGUUAGUAGGGCUUGGCGGUUGGAUCGGGGAGCAUGGCCAAAGGCGACCGGAUUCGAGGGCGCUGGAGCGGUAGCGCCAGCGGUAGGGCUUUGUGCACAGCAGUGCUGGCGACGCUGGCGCUCAUGUCCGUGGCGCUCUUCCUCCUCGUGGGUGUGGGAAUUGUGGGCGUUCCGGCGGGAUUGAAUCACUCAGACGCUUCCAUCUCGCUGCGGCUACCCGAUCGUUUACUGGAACAAAUAGAAGAGGUUGGCGAAGGGAAGCAUGAGCCUUGGUCGGAGAUUAUCUCGUGGACGCCUCGAGCUUCCCUUGUUCACAACUUUCUAACCGACGAUGAAUGCGACCAUCUGAUCCGAGUCGCGAUGCCCCUCAUGCAAAAGUCCACUGUUGUGGAUAGCCAAACCGGUGGAAGCCGCGAUAGCAGGGUGCGGACGAGCUCGGGGAUGUUCUUGAACCGAGGACAGGACAGAGUUAUAUCUGAGAUCGAGGACAAGAUUGCAAAGCUAACUUUCAUUCCAAAGGAUCAUGGAGAGGGAAUUCAGGUUCUUCACUACGAACCCGGCCAGAAGUACGACGCUCACCACGACUUCUUCUAUGACACCGUCAACACCAGAAACGGUGGCCAGAGAAUAGCGACGCUCCUCAUGUACUUGACGGAUGUGGAGGAAGGUGGCGAGACUGUGUUCCCCAAAUCGGCCAAGAACUCGAGCUCGCUUCCAUGGCAUAAUCAGCUCUCGGAGUGUGGGAGGCGUGGGGUUUCAGUGCGGCCAAAGAGAGGAGACGCGCUGCUGUUUUGGAGCAUGUCACCCGACGCGCAGCUCGAUCACUCGAGCUUACACGGAGGGUGUCCGGUGAUCAAAGGUGACAAGUGGUCCGCCACCAAGUGGAUGCGAGUCUCGGAAUACAAGCUUUGAUAGAUCGGGUUUUCGAAUCACACAUUUAACGCUUGUUUGCGUUGUUUUGUAAGUCUAGAAUCUAUGCAAUCCAACAGACAUUUCAAUA
Molecule: messenger RNA, 1438 nt
Organism: Selaginella moellendorffii
Lineage: Eukaryota; Viridiplantae; Streptophyta; Lycopodiopsida; Selaginellales; Selaginellaceae
Product: probable prolyl 4-hydroxylase 10
Exons: 8
Coding region: 472-1350 (292 amino acids)
Biological process (GO): peptidyl-proline hydroxylation to 4-hydroxy-L-proline
Cellular component (GO): endoplasmic reticulum
Molecular function (GO): procollagen-proline 4-dioxygenase activity; L-ascorbic acid binding; iron ion binding
Source: RefSeq, a predicted model, not a curated record